Molecule: messenger RNA, 3193 nt
Organism: Castor canadensis (American beaver)
Lineage: Eukaryota; Metazoa; Chordata; Mammalia; Rodentia; Castoridae
Gene: Lsm14a
Product: LSM14A mRNA processing body assembly factor
Biological process (GO): P-body assembly; cytoplasmic stress granule assembly
Cellular component (GO): P-body
Molecular function (GO): mRNA binding
Source: RefSeq, a predicted model, not a curated record
CGCCGCCAUGUUGGGUCUGAGGCGGCUGCUGUAGGCGCCGACAGAGAGAGCGGGCGUGCGGAGCGGCCCCAGAGGCCCGGGAUCUCCCUCUCUACGAGCGGCGGCGGCGGCGGCGGCGGCGGCGGCGGCGCCAUGAGCGGGGGCACCCCUUACAUCGGCAGCAAGAUCAGCCUUAUUUCCAAGGCGGAGAUCCGCUACGAGGGCAUCCUCUACACCAUCGACACCGAGAACUCCACCGUCGCCCUCGCCAAAGUUCGGUCGUUUGGUACAGAGGACAGACCAACAGACCGCCCGAUCCCACCUCGGGAUGAAGUGUUCGAGUACAUCAUAUUCCGUGGCAGUGACAUUAAAGACCUCACUGUCUGUGAGCCGCCGAAACCGCAGUGCUCCCUGCCGCAGGACCCCGCCAUCGUGCAGUCUUCACUAGGGUCGUCAUCAUCUUCAUUCCAGUCCGUGGGAUCCUAUGGCCCCUUUGGCAGGAUGCCGACAUACAGCCAGUUCAGCCCCAGCACGUUAGUUGGGCAGCAGUUUGGUGCAGUUGGUGUUGCUGGAAGCUCCUUGACCUCCUUUGGAACAGAAACAUCAAACAGUGGUACCUUAUCCCAAAACAGUGCGGUUGGUUCUGCCUUUACACAGGACACAAGAUCUAUAAAGACACAGUUAUCUCAAGGUCGUUCAAGCCCUCAAUUAGACACUUUGAGAAAAAGUCCAACCACGGAACAAGCAGCUCAGACCGCCUCAGCCCACUUACCGACCCCAGCGCCUGUUGGGAGAAGGAGCCCUGUGUCAACCAGGCCUUUGCCAUCCACCAGCCAGAAAGCAAUAGAGAAUCAGGAGCACAGGCGAGCUGAAGUGCACAAAGUUCCAAGGCCAGAAAAUGAGCAACUCAGAAAUGAUAGCAAGAGACAAGUAGUUCCAGGUGCUCCUUCAGCUCCAAGGAGAGGGCGUGGGGGUCAUCGAGGUGGCAGGGGAAGAUUUGGUAUUCGGCGAGAUGGCCCUAUGAAAUUUGAGAAAGACUUUGACUUUGAAAGUGCAAAUGCACAAUUUAACAAGGAGGAGAUCGACAGAGAGUUUCAUAAUAAACUUAAAUUAAAAGAAGAUAAACUUGAGAAGCAGGAGAGGCCCGUCAAUGGUGAAGAUAAAGGAGACUCAGGAGUCGACACCCAAAACAGUGAAGGAAAUGCUGAUGAAGAAGAUCCCCUGGGGCCCAACUGCUACUAUGACAAAACUAAGUCCUUCUUUGAUAAUAUCUCUUGUGAUGAUAACAGAGAAAGAAGACCGACCUGGGCUGAAGAAAGAAGGUUAAAUGCAGAAACAUUUGGCAUCCCACUCCGUCCAAGUCGUGGGCGUGGUGGCUACAGAGGCAGAGGAGGUCUUGGUUUCCGUGGCAGCAGAGGGCGAGGCGGUGGCAGAGGAGGGACCUUCACUGCCCCUCGAGGAGGAUUUCGAGGUGGCUUCAGAGGAGGUCGCGGGGGCAGGGAGUUUGCAGAUUUUGAAUACAGGAAAGACGACAAAGUUGCUGCAUAGUCUCCAGACAAGUCUUUGAAAAUAGGUGAAUUUCUCACUCUUCCUGGUCCUGCAAAUUGGUUUCAGUCUUUGUGAAGAAUGAAGAAGUGACUUUGCUGUAUAUUUGUCACCAGCACUGGGUUUUGUUUAUUUUCUGCUUAAUUUCAGAGAUACAAUGCAGUUUCUUUUGGGGGGGGGAGGCUCGUCUUAAUGAAUGAGCAUUGAAUAUAUUUGGAAUAGCAGAUGGUUAGUAAUUUCUUAUGUAGAGUUAAACUAAAGCUGUACUUCAGUGGGACUUCUUAAGUAUUUUUUCAUCACUGAAAGGAUUUUUCUUAUCACUAAAUUGUAUUUGGCAAGUUGCCUGCAGAUAGGGCCGUGAUACUGUGUUUUGAGCCACAGAAGGUUGUGUGUGUGUGUGUGUGUGUGUGUGUGUGUGUGUGUGCGUGUUUCUUUCUUUUCGGAAAUCCUAUAAUAUGAGGUAGCUUAUUUCGUCAAUUAAUUAGGGUGCUGGAUGGUAGAGAAUUUUGUCAGUCAACUCUGUACACACAGUAAAUGCUGUUUCUUAGGCAAAGGUAACUUUUUUAUAUAGUUGUAAAAUUCCAUUAUAUUCCAUUGCCAAAGAAACGUUACAAAGUUUGUAUAGCUGUAUAAAAAGCAACUAAUUUUUUAAAGAAUAAACAUUUUAAAGUCAGCAAGCAUAGUGUGUCUUUGCAAGAGUCUGCGCGCUGAGGACCAAGUUAUGGGCGGCUCUUUUCCUCCUAGCUUUCCCAGGCUUUCAGUUUUUGAUUUUUUUUUUUUUUUUAAUGUUUGGAACAUAAAUGAAGAUUUGAUAUGUUCUUCCAUUAUCUAAAAAGGAUAACUUAUUCCUGCUCAGUGUGAGAAUGUCAUUUUGUAGCAAAGGGCGUAUCACAGGAUUUGUCCAAAUAAUAGACAUUUCCGUAUGUGAGUGUAAAUAAUCGUAGACAAGAAUGUGCUUAGCUGUAUUUGCAAAAAAGCAACUCUGCCCAUUUUCUAAGACAUUCAAGCGAGGCAUCGAUUAACCUGCUCUUCUGCAAUGCCUGGAGUUUUGUUGUGGUGACAUCGACGCGUUCCAUUAUGUUGCAAGAGGAUUCGGAGUGUUGAAAAUUCUUUUGGCAACCUGUGGCACACCAUUAGCAUUGGUCCUCGGGCCUGUGACCCACAAAUGACUCAGCACAGAGUUCAUUGUUAACUAUAAAUUACUGAGAAAUCUUUUUGAUAUUUAAGCUGUAGUUGAAAAUAUCUGGCCACUUUCAUGUUUUUACGAAGGCCGUGGAAUAAAGGGAUCCAAAGAUUUCAAUAUUUUUAUCUGUUUUGAGUUUUGUUAACUUUCUCCUUAAAAACAUUCAGUGUAACAUGUGCAGCACUACACCAUAGUCGAAUUGGAAUAUUUAAAGAUGGCUGGUAUUUUUAAUUUUAAUUUUAUAUCUUUUGUAUAGAUCUACAAGGAACUGUUUUGUAAUUUGGUUUCACUAAUAAGAACCAGUACUUGGCAACCAUAGCUUAGAUUAUAUUGUUUAGUGCUCUUUGCAUGUUAACAACCAAACCUUUGGAGGUCCCACAGAUCAUGACACUGAACUCAAGCUGGGGUACCCUGAGCAGCAAAGCAAGUGCUGUGGUGACGCCUGUGUCGUCAGAUGUUGUCCAGGUGGAUAUCAGGAUGAGAAAC